GAUUUAGGCCACCUAUCUGGGUCUGUUACACAGGAUCAGCAUCAGUAGAAAUGUACAAACAAGAAAGCUCACUUCAGUCGGUCGGCAGUGACAGAGGGAGGAAGUGUUUUAGAGGAGAAACAGUGAUAUGAGGAGGGCUGUGUUUAUGGUGACAAUCAAGAGCAGAAGUAAUUGACCUUCUCUGGAUCUGGAUUUACUGUCUAAAAUGUGAAGGUAGAUCAGUGCCAACGCCUUUUUUUUCUCCUGCCGUCCUCCUUCGUCCCGUUGCUUUCCCGUCAUCCUCCUCUGUGUCUGUGAUGCCGGGCUGUGGGUGAGUGUUUGCCUGUAACCAGACUGAAGCUGGGGAAGCUAAAGGUGGUCCGGCGGCAGCUGCUGCAAAGGUAUGAACACCAGCCGUUUGUCUCCUGCCUGGCCGGUCUGUAUGGUUGCCAAUGGAGACGAUACCAAAGAGCCCGAGCGCAGCCAGGAGAAUGCUGCUGCAGCAAGAUGGAAUGUGGCACUUUUGGCCUCCUGAUUGUCACCUUCUUCUUGAGUUUUUUGUUCCUUUAUUUCUGGAGUGAAGCUCAGAAUGACUACAACGACUUUGACUGGUUUAACUUUGGGACUCUGGGGUUCUGGUUCCCCUGGUCUCUGGUUCUGCUCGUCGUCGCUGCUGCUCUGUUCACAUACAUCGCCCUUCUGUUGGUGUUGGCAGUGUGUCUGCUCUCAGAAGGACAGAGGCUUUACCUUCACUGGAGCCACAAGACCGGCAUCGUGGUGACGUUGGUGUUCUCCAUAACCGCCACCGCCGUCCUGUCUGACCUCUGGAGCAAAGAAUGGAAAACUCUCCUCCUUUCGCUGCAGGUGACGGCGCCGUUCCUCCAUGUGGCUGCAGUUUCACUAAUGGCUGUUCUCUCCUGGCCAAUAGCGUUGCACUUCUUCCGCAUGAACAAGAAAGUGCGUCAGGUGGCGGUCCUGGGUCUCUUCCUGUCCGUCCUCUUCUCUCUGUACCUGGUUCCUCUGGGGAUGUACUCCCCCUGCAUCAAGGAGGCGGGAACACUGGGACCUGCACCGGCACUCAUUGGCCACAGAGGAGCACCAAUGUUGGCUCCAGAGAAUACUUUGAUGUCAUUUGAGAAGGCGGUGGAGGCUGGAGGAGCAGGACUGGAAACCGACGUCACCAUCAGUUACGACGGUGUUCCCUUCCUGAUGCACGACACCACUCUGAAGAGAACCACUAAUGUUGCAGACGUUUUUCCAAACCAAACUCACCAGGACGCCUCCAUGUUCACCUGGGCGGAGCUUCAGCAGCUCAACGCCGGCGACUGGUUCCUAUCACGGGAUCCAUUUGGUACCGUCUCGUCCAUGUCUGAGAUGGACCGAGCCUGGGCCCAGAACCAGUCGGUACCGUCCCUGGCCCAGUUCCUGCAGGUGGCGGCACGUAGCGGCAGACUGGUGCUGUUUGACCUACGAAUGCCGCCGUAUGGACAUCCAUACAGUCAGACAUACAUCAACACCACCCUGCAGGUGGUGAAGGCCAACAUCAACUCCUCACAGGUGCUUUGGCUGCCGUCUGCAGACCGGGAGUCGGUCCAGGCCAUGGAUCCAGAUCUGCAGCAGACGUCUGGAGAAAAGGCAUCUAUUCAGGAACUAAUGGACGGUCACAUCACCCGACUGAACCUGCACUACAGCACCAUGUCACAGCAGCAGAUCAGUAAAUACCGGUCGGUGAACAUCACCACUAACCUGUAUGUGAUCAGUCAGCCGUGGCUCUACACUCUGGGCUGGUGCGCAGGAGCUCAGUCCGUCACCACUAACUCCGUCCACGUCCUGUCUGGCAUCACCAAACCGCUGUUCCUCAUGACUCCGGAGGAUUACAACCUGAUGUGGAUCCUGACAGACGCCGUGUCGGCCUUUCUCAUCAUCUCCAUUUUCAUUUUCCACUGGUGGAGAGAGCGAGGUCUGCCGUUCUGGUCCGGAAGCCGUCAGACUCAUGAGAACGGACCAUACAGCAAGUUCAGGACAGAGAUGAGCGACGUCUGGUCCAUCUCCAGCGUCAAUGUCCGCCCGGAUCUACGGAGCACGCCCAGUUCGCCCAGUACGCCUCACCUGCCCACCAUCACCGAGGAGUGAGGAAGAGGAGGGAUGAAGAUGGAGACAGAGACGGAGACGGACACAGAGACAGGAACAGGACAUCAGAUCAGAAAAGCUCCUCAAAACCCUGUAGAGCAUGUACCGUUCAGAUUCAGACCAACUCCACCGUCGUCUUUAGUCACAAA
Molecule: messenger RNA, 2258 nt
Organism: Sphaeramia orbicularis (orbiculate cardinalfish)
Lineage: Eukaryota; Metazoa; Chordata; Actinopteri; Kurtiformes; Apogonidae
Product: glycerophosphodiester phosphodiesterase domain-containing protein 5-like
Exons: 17
Coding region: 487-2112 (541 amino acids)
Biological process (GO): lipid metabolic process
Cellular component (GO): membrane
Molecular function (GO): glycerophosphodiester phosphodiesterase activity
Source: RefSeq, a predicted model, not a curated record